Metarhizium brunneum ARSEF 3297 is the source of this 2241-nucleotide messenger RNA. RefSeq lists its product as uncharacterized. NCBI's taxonomy places the organism in Eukaryota, Fungi, Ascomycota, Sordariomycetes, Hypocreales, Clavicipitaceae. The record is from RefSeq and is a predicted model, not a curated record.
AUGCUUAGGCUGAAUAUUUUCACCGAUGUUCUUGCUCUGACGAAGCAUGAGACUGUCAUUUCACCUUAUAAAAACGGCACCAUACAGAUCACGGCAAGGGUUCUGACAGCAGACGCGCCAGCCACCAUAGUGAUACCGCCCGACGCUUCGGGUGCAAUAUCCAUCUAUGCCGCUAUUCUAGACCAGCCUGUCACUGUAACUACUGGUUCCGACACAUUGAAACUUGAUCUGGGUCCCAAAUCCGAGUUUAUUGGUGUUUCCAUCGGCUUCUCCAAUGGCAAGCUGGAGCAUGAAUACGAGAAGAAAUACCCGUCCACCUCAAGCGAUGACCUAAAGGCAAGCCUGAACACGCAACUACGUAUUGCUCUUGUCCAAUUCUGGAAGAACAUAUCCAUUUCUGUCUCGCUGAGCUCGUACGUAGCUACAAUGACGACUAAUCAAGAAUACUUUAAUCUGCUCAACACGCAGGCGGUGGCAGUAGGCCAACAACUCGCCGGACAAGCCAUGGCAGGACCGGACAUGAGCUAUGCCCCUGUUUUAGUCCUGGAUAGAUAUAAAGAGUCUACGCAGCAGGCACUCAAUGCCGCCACCGCUUUCGAGACCCAGUUUGAGCGGUUCCAAGACAAGAAGGAGUCUUUGGAAGUCCACAAGCAGGCUUGGAAUACCAUGCUCGCACAGGCUAGAAAUGAGAAUUCCAUGCGCGUCAAUCUUCGCAACCUGGCGCUGGAUAAGUACAAAUCAGCUCGUCAGACCGCCUUGAGCUGUGAAGCCCAGUUUAAAGAGGACGACUUUGCGUUGGAAAUCCUCAGGAUUCGUUUCGAGAAUGGGCUCCAGAAGUGGAAAGAUGAGCAGGAGUUGAAGGCCGUGCUUCAAAUCCUCAUGGCAGCCGCUUCUUUUGCAUUGAAUAUUGCAACGCUUUGCAUGGGCAACCCUGGAGGCGGUGGUGGCGCCGCAGACGCUGUAGGCAAAGCCGUCGACGCAGUCAAAGCAGCAGAGGGCAUCAUUGGUCAAAUCGGCAAAGUCUUGAGAUCCGACACGUUUCAGAAGUUAGCCGAGUGUGUUGAGGCACUGUUGGCAUUGUAUCCCAUCAUAGAGUCCGUUGUGGAUGCGGUUGGCCAGUUUGAGCUCGAUCCGUCCGUGGAGAUUCCAUCUCUGGAGACCAUCACUGGCACCAGCCAGGGUGAUGCGAAUGCCGCGGCUAUUGUCACAAUGGCUGCGUGGGAUAAAUGGAUUCUCGAGUCAGAUGAGCAGAUGGAAUUCGCUGUCAGCGAGGGUAUUGACUCUGCCAGCGACUACAGACUCGCGCUGCGGAAGCAUGCCAUCAACGGGAAGCAGCUGACUCAGGCCCAUGCUGAGAGCGUGAAGGCUGGCUACGAGUAUGUCCAGGCUCAGAUGGAAGUCAUUGUGUCUCAGCAACAAAUUUCCAACCUGCAAAAGCUGCUGGAUGAGUACGAGGAACAAGAGGCCAUCUAUGCUCUUGCCGAGUCCAUGCUCUAUGAUCGCGCCAUGGCUCUCAGAACCACUGUUGUGAUCUCCCUUAGAAACAUGGCAUGGGCUUAUCGCUACUGGGCCCUUGCUGAGAGUUCUAUUACUCUUGACUCCCGGAAGGCUCUCGUUGAGUACCAGCAAGACCUCUCCAUCAUCAUACAAGAGAUGGUGAAUGCCGAUUCACGAUAUUCCAGCGACUUUCAACCUUUCGAUUAUAACAUCGACUCUGAAGAUCUCCCUGCUGGAUAUGGGCAAUCCAUGAAAGACGGCAUCAAGGGGAAGAGCCACAUUGGCAGCUUCACACUUGCUCCGGAAAAGGGGCUCGCGAGUGAUUUCGACGAAGGCUCCCACUACCGUCUCGACGGGCUGAAUCCUACCCUGCUCGGAGUGCUCCCCAAUCCAAGCGCUCUCAAGGGCGGAGUGGUAGUGGUGAACUUGCGCAUCACCACUUCCGGAAUCUACGCAGACAUUGAAAAAGACAAGGUGUUCAGUUUCGCAAGUCUGCCUCAAUCUCGAAGAUGCUCGUACGAGCUGGAUGAAAACGGGAACAGAGGCAAAACUCGCGUCUACCCCGCCUUUGAGACGAAGGACCAUGCCGAGCCCACUCCGUUUACCCAGUGGAAGAUUGAGCUGUUGAACCCAGAGGACAUUCUUUUGGAUGGCUUCAAGGGAGUUGAUUUGCGGUUUACCGGGAAUGUUCGCUUUGAUGCUCAGCGUCGCAGGGCUGGGGUGAAGGACUCAGCGAAGAAGUAA